Molecule: messenger RNA, 771 nt
Organism: Centruroides sculpturatus (bark scorpion)
Lineage: Eukaryota; Metazoa; Arthropoda; Arachnida; Scorpiones; Buthidae
Product: ribosome production factor 1-like
Exons: 6
Biological process (GO): maturation of 5.8S rRNA; maturation of LSU-rRNA
Cellular component (GO): nucleolus; preribosome, large subunit precursor
Molecular function (GO): rRNA primary transcript binding
Source: RefSeq, a predicted model, not a curated record
CUUCUAAAGGCACCUCCAAAACAAGAACCAAGGACAAUUGAAAAUACCAGAGAACCAGAUGAAACUUUUGUUGAUGGUGAAGAUGAAGAGAUUCAAUAUGACUUAGAUACAGAUGAAAUGUCCAAUUAUUUCAAUAGAGACGUUGUACCGAAAAUUUUGAUAACAACAGCUGAAAAACCACAUACCAAAACAUUAUUGUUUGCUAGAGAAUUAAGACAAACUAUACCUAAUGCACAUUUACAUUGGAGACGUAAAUUUAGUAUAAAAAAUCUUAUAAAAAUGGCAAUAAAAAAAGAAUUUACAGAUAUUAUUGUAAUUAAUGAAGAUAAAAGAAAUCCUAAUGCUUUAUUGGUAACACAUUUACCAGAAGGACCAACAGCUUAUUUUAGAUUAAGUGGUGUAAAGUUCUGUAAAAAUAUAAAGAGGAAAGCUGAAUGGAGUUCACAUAGACCAGAAAUCAUAUUGAACAAUUUCAAUACAAGACUUGGUCAAAGAGUUGGUCGAAUGGUUGCCUCUCUCUUUCAUUAUGAUCCACAGUUUCAUGGUAGAAGAGUUGUAACAUUUCAUAAUCAAAGAGACUAUAUAUUUGUUCGCCAUCACAGAUAUGAAUUCAAAGGAGGGAAGAAAGUUGCUUUGCAAGAAAUUGGUCCAAGAUUUACGUUGAAGUUACGCUCUCUACAAAAAGGAACAUUUGAUUCUAAAUAUGGAGAGUACGAAUGGAUAUUAAAAGUGAGCUAUCAUUUAAAACUGCUAUGAACUGUCAAAAUUAUU